AUGCCUUCCAUGUAUGUGGUUGUUGAUGCUUUCUCCAAUCAACAUCGGGAUUAUCUAACGAAUCUAUUUCAAUACUAUAAUAAGGAUCCCUACACUAUUGUUAACGACUUAAGCAGUUUCUGUGUUAAUAAUCAAAACUAUACUGGUGUUCAAGGACCUCAAGUUCAAGCUCCGGCUCCUGUACAAGAAACUGUCCAGAAUCCUGUUCAAAACCCUGUUCAAACCUCUGGCAAUACAACGAACUUGAGCCCCGCUCUUGCACCAAACCUCAGUCCUGCUCUACCAACUCAAAACUAUGUGGAUGGAUACUUCGCUAAUAUGUAUUCGAAUACUAUAGGAAAUAAUUAUAUGGAUAACUCUUGCUUAUAUGGAACGCCUGACGUCAAUGUUAAUUAUUAUGGCUUUAACUCUAUUGUGCCAUCAACGGAAUACAAUUCCAAUCUUACUAACGCACCUACGUUGAACUACAACACCAAUCAGUACAGUCCACCAAUGGCUUAUACUUCUGGAAACAUGAGUCGACGAUCUGACGAAGGAUUCUACUCUGAAUCUUCUUUUGCUUCAUGUUCAACUCCAUCAAAUGCUGAGUCUUCUUGUUCAACACCACCUAACGCCAACUCUGUUUGCGCUAACUCGCCAAGCGGUCCUUUCUCUCCAGUACUAGCUAAUGACGUAUCCAGUGAAGAAAGAACAUCUACCGCUGGGAGCAAAUUCGCCUUAUGGGCGGUGCUUUGCGAUGCUAUUAUGGAACCUCAGUGUGCUGGCGCAAUUCGCAUCGUUUCAAAAGUUCUCGAUAAAAUUAGUUUCACCGUAACUGAUAUGGAUGCUGCCACCAAGAUCCUCUCUACCUACGCUUCUUCUCCAAAUUUGAAAGGACGUAUUAGCACAUACCUCUGGAAUGCAGUUCAGAAGGGAAUGUUGAAGAAAGCCAAAUUAGGAAAAGAAACAGUCUACAUCUUCACUGAAACAGCUCUUGAAAGCAUGUCUUUCUUCUUAGAAAAGAAGGAUCUCACAUUAGAUGAUUUCUUCAAGACUGUCCAAGAUGCCGAUUGUUCCUCAUCAGCAGACGGAACUGUUCUUGAGAGCGAGGAGGAUGAUGUUUCUCGUAAGAGAGGCAAGUCUGGAGUCAUUUGGGAAACAAUUGUUAAUAGUCUUAUUGACCCUCAUGAUACUUCUGUUGAAUUCUUUGGUUGCGAUGGAUAUCAAAUAGGAUUUUCUAUUAAGAGAGUCGAAGCUAUAUCUGAUGGCAUUUUUGGAAACCGAGGAUUAAGCAGAGGCGAGAAAACAAGGAAGCUCCGUAUUUUGUUGUGGAACGGCACUAACACCCAGAAGUACAUCGAGCGUGUGAACGGAUCCUUAUCAAAUUACUAUUUCACUGAGCGCUCCAAGAGAAUGCUCAUAAAGCUUUUGGGUCAUAAGAACUUAACAUUGAACGAAUUAAAAGCAAUGGGACAAAGAGCUUGUAAGUCUGUAUACUAA
This is a messenger RNA of Auanema sp. JU1783, 1479 nucleotides long. NCBI's taxonomy places the organism in Eukaryota, Metazoa, Nematoda, Chromadorea, Rhabditida, Rhabditidae. The record is from the annotation of a GenBank genome assembly.